Messenger RNA from Lolium rigidum, 1578 nucleotides. RefSeq names its product putative transcription factor bHLH041. The transcript is spliced from 7 exons. The record is from RefSeq and is a predicted model, not a curated record. The coding region runs from base 1 to 1578 and encodes 525 amino acids. Lineage: Eukaryota; Viridiplantae; Streptophyta; Magnoliopsida; Poales; Poaceae. Gene Ontology annotation, molecular function: protein dimerization activity.
AUGGACACUAUAUUCUCGCUGGCGGCGGUGCCCCGUGCGCACGUCCUGGAGCGCGCGGCGGCGCGCGUCCCCGGCUGCCUCUACCUCUGCCUAUGGGCGCCGGUGACCGCCCAGCCCUCAUCCAGCCAUUUGUUCUGCUUGGACGCGUGGAUCGGCGGCGGCGGCGGUGAUCGCGCACGGGCGACGUUCGAGGCAUACCGCGGAGCGCUCUGCGCCGUCGUAAGCGGAUGUGUGCCCGGGUGGGCGUACAAGGAGGGCCGCGCGUACGUCGAGCUGCCGGAGCCGGCCCUGACGGCGUCGGCGUCGCUGCAGGUGCAGCAGCAAUUCUACCAUGAAGCCGGCACGAAGAUGGCGGUGUUCAUGGGAUGCGAGAGCGGGGAGAUCGAGGUCGGGCUGUCGACUACAUCGGUGCCAGCGGGCACAAUGGCGGACCACGUGCAGCAGGCGCUCCUGGAGGAGAUCCUCGAGCUGCCGCCGGCACGUCCCUCGUCCUCGUCCUCCUCCAUGCCGUCACUCUCGAUCGGGAGCCCGGAGUACUCCUCUCUAAUCCGCUCAAUGGCGACAUCGGUCGCUGCAGCGGGCGAGCCGUCGGCCCAGUCACUGAUGCUAGCGUCUCCGCUGCCCGGCUUGCUCGCGCCAGUCUACGACCGGCACGGGUUCCCGACCGCAGAACCAUACGACGCCGCCGCAAUGGCGGAGGCAAUGCUCGCGCUCAUCUCCUCCUCCGACGCGUCUACCACCUCCACGCCUCCGCCACCUCCGAGCUACUCCACGCCCUCGUGGCUGGCGCGCCACCGCUCGUCGCCGCGGCGGACGACGGCGUUCAAGGCGUACAGCGCGGCGAGAGCACCGAGGGCGCGGCCGCGGCCAGGCGCGCCCGGGCAGAGGAUGAUCAAGACGUGCGUCUCACUCCUCGCGAGCGUGCACAUGGCAAUGCGCAGCCGGGAGCUCGGCGUGGCGACCCACGAGGACGGCAGAGCGCAGCCACCGCCGGCAUCCGCCAGCAGCCAGCUGCACCACAUGAUCUCGGAGCGGCGCCGGCGCGAGCGGCUCAACGACAGCUUCCAGAGCCUCAGGGCGCUGCUCCCUCCCGGGUGCAAGAAAGACAAGGCCAACGUUCUCGCCAGCACGACGGAGUACAUGGCCAAGCUGAUAUCCCAGGUGACCCAGCUCCAAGAGCAGAACCGGCAGCUCGAAGCGCAGCUUGGCCUGAACCCAGCCGUGAUCGACGACGGCUCCUCGGAGAAAAUAGAGGUGGAGGUGACCACCGGUGCAUCGACGUCGACAUCGUCGGCGUCCAAUCAGCCCCGAGAGGUGAGCGUGCGGGUGACAGUGCGGGCGGAGUGCGACAUUUCAGAGGUGCUGAUCUCGCUGCUCGCCCGGCUCAAGGAGACAGGGAGUUUCGCCGUUGUCUCGGUGGACGCCAGACAACAGAGCGGUGCGCUUGCACGGGCCAGCCUCACAUUGCGAGUCAUGGAGGCUGGCUACGUGGUGGACGAGACAUGGCUGAAGGAAGCUCUCACGAAGGUGGUCGAGGACGCCACAACGGCGACGGCGGCGGCGCCAGGGUCGCCGUAG